This is a messenger RNA of Akanthomyces muscarius, 1881 nucleotides long. RefSeq lists its product as uncharacterized. NCBI's taxonomy places the organism in Eukaryota, Fungi, Ascomycota, Sordariomycetes, Hypocreales, Cordycipitaceae. Bases 1 to 1881 code for a protein of 626 amino acids. The transcript is spliced from 6 exons. Gene Ontology annotation, molecular function: protein binding. The record is from RefSeq and is a predicted model, not a curated record.
AUGUAUUCCCACCGUGGUAUGGGGGCUGUGCCCCCAAACAACGCUCGUCUCAACGAGCUUCUCGAGCAAGUUCGUGCCGAGUUUGAUACCCAAAUCCGCCAGAGCGAUGGCUUUGAGCAUCAGAUCUCUGCUCAGGUUAGCGAAAUGCAGCUUGUUCGCGAAAAGGUCUACAGCAUGGAGCAGACGCACAUGACUCUCAAGCAAAAAUACGAGGAAGAAAUCGCCAUGCUCCGUCAUCAACUCGAGGCCGCUCGCAAAGGCGCCCCUGCCCCUGGUAUGCCCGGUCCUCCCCAGCACGCCGGCCCUUCUCAACCACCCUCCAUCACUCCUGGCAACGGUCUCUUCAGCGGCAUCAUGGCUGGUGGUAACCAGCAAGGUCUAGCUCCUCCUCAGCAGCAUGGGCCUCCUCAGGAGCAGAUGGGCCCUCAGCAUCAGAUGGGUCAAGGCCCUCCUGGUCUCCCAGGCCCUCCUCAUCCCAACGCCCAGCAGCCUCCUUACCAGCAGGGCUACCCCCAGGGUCCUCCGGCCCCAAACGGCAUUGGCCCCCAGCCUCCUCAGGCUACCGCUUCUCCAGGUCCUAGAGGAGGUCGCGGUGUCGGCCGACCCCCGAACGCCGUUGGUCCUGCCACUCCGCAGAUCAACACCCCGGCGCCGUAUCCUGCUAAUGCUUCGCCGCAAGUCAGCCACCCUACGCCCGACCACCGCCUCGGCCCACGCCCUCCUCCCGUGGGAAACUCUCUUGGUGACCUCGAGGUUGAUUCUGUUGCUCCUCACAACAAGAAGACUGGCAAUGACUGGUACGCCAUCUUCAACCCCCAGGUUCAGCGCGUUCUUGACGUCGACCUGGUCCACUCUCUCACCCACGAGAGUGUGGUCUGCUGCGUGAGAUUCAGCCAUGACGGCAAGUACGUUGCCACCGGCUGCAACCGCUCUGCGCAGAUCUUUGACGUCCAGACGGGUGAGAAGAUCCUCACCCUGGAGGAUCACGGCGCCCAGGACAUGACUGCCGAUCUGUACAUCCGCAGUGUCUGCUUCAGUCCCGACGGUCGCUACCUAGCUACCGGCGCUGAGGACAAGCUGAUUCGCGUCUGGGACAUUCAGACGCGCACUAUCCGCAACCACUUCUCGGGCCACGAGCAGGAUAUUUACUCGCUCGACUUUGCCCGCGACGGCCGCACCAUCGCAUCGGGCUCCGGCGACCGAACCGUACGACUUUGGGAUAUCGAGUCUGGCACCAACACUCUGACCCUCACUAUUGAGGAUGGUGUCACGACUGUUGCCAUUUCUCCCGACACCCAAUAUGUCGCCGCUGGUUCGCUCGAUAAGAGCGUCCGCGUGUGGGACAUUCACUCGGGCUUCCUCGUGGAGCGUCUCGAGGGACCUGACGGACACAAGGAUUCGGUUUACUCGGUGGCCUUUUCGCCCAACGGCAAGGACCUCGUCUCUGGUUCCUUGGACCGAACCAUCAAGAUGUGGGAGCUUACCGGCCCUCGCGGCGGUCCCAACGCUCAGCCCAAGGGUGGCAAGUGCGUCAAGACGUUUGAGGGUCAUCGCGACUUUGUCCUCUCCGUUGCACUCACCCCCGAUGCCAACUGGGUGCUCUCCGGUUCCAAGGACCGCGGCGUGCAAUUCUGGGAUCCCCGCACCGGCACGACUCAGCUCAUGCUUCAGGGCCACAAGAACUCGGUCAUCUCUGUUGCGCCCAGUCCCCAGGGUGGCUACUUUGCCACUGCAAAUGUCUAUGCGAUUGUUGCCAAAUACUGGGACGCGCCGGAUAAAUCCGAGGACGAGACAAAAAGAGACCAAAGUCUCCUUGUGUCUUCUUUGAUGUACGUUGAACCAGGGUGCUUUGGCAGCAAUCUGGACGGCGAUUUGGUCUGA